AUUCACGUUUAAAUUGUUUAAUCUAAGUAUUUCUGUAAUGUGUUGAGCUGAAUAGAUAUUUAUUCGGCCAUCAUUAUUGUUUUAGAAUCGCAAAACAUAUAUCAUUUUCUAAAUGUCUGCCGACGAAGCUUUGAUUGCUGAAGGAAAAAAUAAGUUUACAGUAUAUUGUAGCCGAUGUCCUUCAAAAAUACUCAAUUCUGGAAUGGGAGUUUAUACGGAUAUGACGUACAAUUUGCCCUACAUGCAUCACAAAGCAGAUGGUGACUCAACAAAUGUGGAGGAUGUGAAAGGUUAUUGGCAGGUUAGCGAUAUAUACACCUUUGAAAAUUUAGGAUUUUCAAACACUGUUGAAAACAUGAAAUAUCUAAUAUGUGCAGACUGUGAAAUUGGCCCCAUUGGGUGGCACGAUCUGAGUACCAAACAAAGCUAUGUUGCACUCUCCAGAGUCAAACAUUCAUGAUACAUAUUUUGGUGCCUAAUACGAAUUUAUUCAAUGGCUGGGGUUUUUAAGAUUAUGGAAUUUAUUAUAACUAUAUCCAUAAGUAAUUUUGUAUUUAUUUUUUAACAUAUUCUUAUACAAUAUAUAUUUGUAAUAUCUUGUGAUUAUCAUAGACAUUAUAUGUUAUGUGUUAUUAUUUUAAAUAAAUUAUUUAUUGC
Molecule: messenger RNA, 657 nt
Organism: Nezara viridula (southern green stink bug)
Lineage: Eukaryota; Metazoa; Arthropoda; Insecta; Hemiptera; Pentatomidae
Source: the annotation of a GenBank genome assembly